Messenger RNA from Lolium rigidum, 2161 nucleotides. RefSeq names its product serine/threonine-protein kinase Nek6-like. Gene Ontology annotation, molecular function: ATP binding; protein kinase activity. NCBI's taxonomy places the organism in Eukaryota, Viridiplantae, Streptophyta, Magnoliopsida, Poales, Poaceae. The transcript is spliced from 12 exons. The record is from RefSeq and is a predicted model, not a curated record. Gene Ontology annotation, biological process: protein phosphorylation. The coding region runs from base 344 to 1933 and encodes 529 amino acids.
GUCUUCUUCCUCUCCCUCUCUGCUCUACAGGAGGACCGACGGAGCGAGCGCGCCCGCCCGCCAUUAUUGCGGCCCUUCCACACGCGUGCAUGCACGCUGCGGCCAUCAUCUCCUCACGAGGGCCCUGAGCAUCAUCAUCAUUUAUACUCUGCCGUGACCGUGAGCACCAGCCGCCACUAGACAAGAACACACAGAGACAGAGCCAAAGCGAGCACCAGAGAGAACCAAGAGGAGAGAGCAGAGAGACAGAGCCAAAGCGAGCAGCAGACAGAGAGAGAGCAGGGCGAGAGUAGAAAGGAGAGAGCAGAGAGGAUCGGUCUCUAGCCUCUCGUCGGAGCGAGCCAUGGAGCAGUACGAGGUGGUGGAGCAGAUCGGCCGGGGCGCCUACGGCACCGCCUACCUCGUCCUCCACAAGCCCGACAAGAAGCGCUACGUCAUGAAGAAAAUCAGGCUCUCCAAGCAGAACGACAAGUUCCAGCGGACCGCAUACCAGGAGAUGUCUCUCAUGGCCAGCCUCAGCAACCCCUACAUCGUCGAGUACAAGGACGGAUGGGUCGACGAGGGGACCUCCGUCUGCAUCGUCACCAGCUACUGCGAAGGAGGCGACAUGGCGCAGAGGAUCAAGAAGGCCAGAGGCGUCCUCUUCUCUGAAGAGAGGGUGUGCCGGUGGUUCACACAGUUGCUCUUGGCCCUCGACUACCUGCACUGCAACCGGGUGCUCCACCGGGACCUCAAGUGUUCCAACAUCCUGUUAACCAAGGAUAACAACAUACGGCUCACUGAUUUCGGGUUAGCGAAAUUACUCAUGGAGGACCUUGCUUCAUCGGUUGUAGGAACCCCAAACUACAUGUGCCCAGAAAUAUUUGCGGACAUACCUUACGGUUACAAAUCUGAUAUAUGGUCACUUGGUUGCUGUAUGUUUGAGAUUUUAGCACACCGCUCUGCGUUCAAAGCAACAGACAUGGCAACAUUAGUCAACAAAAUAAACAGAUCUUCAAUAUCUCCAAUGCCCCCAAUAUACUCAUCGUCACUGAAGCAGAUAGUGAAGAGUAUGCUAAGAAAAAAUCCAGAGCAUAGACCAACUGCUGGAGAGCUAUUGAGACACCCAUAUUUGCUUCCCUAUGUGGCUGAAUCAUCCAACUGCUCCCCAAUCUACCUUCCAAUAAAGCCCACCAAGAGUAACCUGGGAGACAAGCAGUCAAGAAGGCCAAGUGGCGGCAGAAAGAGUGUCGGAAAAGCCAACGGAUCCAACGAAGCAUUACAAACAGCAGCAGAGCAAACUAUGGACAGAUCGGCAAACAACUCAGAUCUAUCAACUGCUGGUACCCAGGAUGCCUGCAUUUUGCAAAUACCAGUGGAUCCUGAAACCGGAAACAGAGAACAGCAACGGACGGACGUUUUAUCACUUCAACAUACAGAGGAGAACUUGACAGCAACAAGUGAUCGACAGAUUGAUGAGACAAUACGUCUUAAAACUAUCAGAACCCGCAGUUCAGUAGAGGCUGCCCCAGCUAACAGUGCAAGUCAAGAGCUUAACGAGGCACCGAUACCAAAAGAGGAACUGACUAUUGGAGUAGUGCAAGAGCAAAGAAAGGAUGUGAAGACACCACGGUCUUGUCAAGGAACAAAACCAGGCAUGUGUGAUGUAGAUGCUGGUACAGAAGAAUCAUCACCAGUGAGCACUCUGAAAUUACGAAGUGCAGAUAGCACACCUGCCGAGUUUGAUCAUCUGAACGUUGUGCAGCAGAGAGCUGAUGCUCUGGAGUCCCUUCUUGAGAUUUGUGCAAAGCUCUUGGAGCAGGAACGGCUAGAUGAGCUGGCAGGUAUUCUUAAGCCGUUUGGAGAAGGAGCUGUGUCGUCUAGAGAGACAGCAAUAUGGCUGACGAAAAGUCUGAUGACUCCAAAGUUUGGAGGGUCCCCAAAACAUGUGUAGUGGAAAGAAUUUGACGGUCUUGCGUGCAAUUGAGUGCUGCUUGGAGAGGAUUCAUUAUUGUUCUGACUGAGGCUUGAGUUUUAUUUACCUUGAUGUAUAAGGCUUGCAUUACCGCGCACAUUGUGUGCACUAACUAUUCAGUUAUCUAUUGUACAGUAGGAGCUGCUGAUUGUCUGAUUCUACAGGCUUUCAAGUAAAAAAUAAUGGAGAUCACUCCAAUUUCAGUCC